UCACAUGCGCAGCCGCGUGAUCGAAUGAUCGACUCGGCUGCUGGCUCGCUGCAUCGCGAUCGAUCGCGCUCGCGCCGGUUCUAUGGGAACAGGUGGGGUCGGGGGUCGCCCGUAAGCAAGCUAGACCGAUCUGCGGACCACCGGCGGCGCGGCCAUGGAGUCCGACACCGAACGAGACGUCCCCCUCCUCCCCACCGCCCUAAAUCCCAGCAGCCGCCAGCCCCUCAGUGCAGCCAAGUCAACGGCGUUCAAGCGGGAGGAGCGCCGCAAGCGCAAGGACCGCAAGCGGCAAGAACGUCUCGCCCUCGAGCUCGCGCAGUGGGCCCCCCUCGGCGCCCCGCCUCCCCGGCCGGCCGCCACCGGCUCCAGCGCGGAGCACGACACGCCGUGGCCGUGCGACCCGUCCCCGCCUUCGGAGCUGGCGGCGUCCGCCUCUUGGAGCUGGGACCCGCCCGCCCAAUCCCCACCAGCACUGCCCCCGCCCCUGCCCACGGUAGCGGUGGCGUCCCCGCCGCAUCCGCAGGCCGCAGCCGUGAGGUCCUGCCGCGCGUUCUUCGAGGAGCACGUGGACGAUAACGACGACGAGGGGGAGGAGGAGGAAGGCAAUGCGGCUAGGUUCUUCGGCGAGCUGCUGGGCAACGACGCGGCGCUGAGGGGGUUCUACGAGGCGGGGCGGGAGAAGGGCCAGUUCCUGUGCCUGGUGUGCGAGGGGACCGGCGCCAGGAUGGGCAAGAGGUUCGCCGGCUGCGCCGCGCUCGUGCAGCACGCCGGGUCGGUCGCCCGGACCAAGAGGAGGCUGGCGCACCGCGCGUUCGCCGACGCCGUCGGCCGGCUGCUCGGAUCGGGCGCCGGCCGGACCGCGCCUCCGCCGGCUGAAUCUGAUAACGAGGGCGCUUCUCAUCAAGUUGACAACUUGGAUGCUCCUCAAAGCGUAGAAAUGGAGGUGUCCUGACUCCUGAUCACUGCCGUCUACUACAAGAACCGGGCUUUAGCUCAGCUUUCACAGAGUUAUUAGGACUGAAGAGUCCAUCGUGGUUCAGAUAGCUUUGCUGAUUGCUGUCCUUGGUAAGGAAACAGUGCGUAAUAUGCUUCGAGCAUCUUGAACUCAAUGCUCAUCUCAUUGUUGAAUAUCUCGACCUGAUCUGAGGUUGCUGGAUUGCAACUAAUCUUAUUUUGGUGUCUGGCUAUGCUUUGAAACUUGUUGAAGCAUCAGGAGCUCGAUGCCAGCUUUGCUGAACAUCUCAACUUGAUCUGGGGUUGCUGGUUUGCAUUUCAAAACUUGAUGAAUCGAUGUAUUUUGGCUCCAAUUACGUGCCGGACAAGUAAAACCACAUCAGGUUGAGUCCAGACUGCGUAACAAAACUUGAAAAAUACAAUAUUUGUCAGUUGUGCGCGGUCCAUCAAGCCUAACUACAAAGGUCUGACUAGUUUCAACUUACGGAUGGGCCUCAGCCUGAAAACACAGCUUGCUAGUUUCAACUCAUGGGUGGGUCUCCUCAACCUGAUAUACGUUUCCAGGGUUUUGAAACACAUAUCAGGCCUAUAUAUAGUGCAACUACACAGAAGUUGUGACACACUUUCAAACGGCACCAAGCGAUUACAUCAAACCUGAUUAUUCGGGUGAUCGGGUCACCCGUCAGAAUAGAGGAAUAUAUUUGUUACAAUGGACUGAUGGAGAGACAACAACUAGCACUAUUUCCCCUUUCUCUAGGAUCAACAGGUAACUUGGUUCAUUUGAUGACUACAGAAAAUGUUCAAAAGGACGAUAAGUACACUGAGUUACCUGUUCACAAGCCAACUUUGAGCCAAAACUGGUGAGGCAGAUGGCAAACGCCUGGAAUGCUGAUGGAGGUUGCCGAUAGUCCAUUGUAAAAAAGUCCUCCUCGAUUUUUCCGAACUGAAGUAUCACCGUCUCGUCGUCUUGAACACCCCAUGGCUCCCCGGUGCCCACUGGAGCAACAAGUUGAAAGUUCUUCAGAGGCAACCAUAACCCGACCAUGAAAGUUCAGACAUCAGCACUGCAGAUGCUCAUGCCACCGUGGCAUUUUAUUGUUCAGAACCAAUGAACUAAACGUGCUGGGUUGCUUUGCUUCUUCUGCAUCUAUUGCAGCACCCUCAUAGACAGAGCACUGAAUACUGCAGACUAUUCUUCUAGGUCGUCUUGAUUUGAGAAGAUUGUACUCAUGGAACACCUGUCUUACUUCAACAUUGCCAGUGGAAACAAGAGGGUUUAUUUGUUUGUGUACAAGGCAGCGACUGGAUCUGCUGCUUGGCAACAUAGCUCCUUCAUAUCGUGGCUGUUGGUCAUAAACGGUCAACUUGGUUCUCAUGAAGUCAGACCUACAAGCACAGGUUGCUUGAUCAUUAUAGAAUUCUUGUGAAAUGUGUUGUGGUAAGGAUUCAUCAAGCAAAACAAGGCAUCUGGGCAAUAUAAUUGAUUUGUUAUUUUA
Messenger RNA from Phragmites australis (common reed), 2450 nucleotides. RefSeq lists its product as uncharacterized. NCBI's taxonomy places the organism in Eukaryota, Viridiplantae, Streptophyta, Magnoliopsida, Poales, Poaceae. The coding region runs from base 155 to 952 and encodes 265 amino acids. The record is from RefSeq and is a predicted model, not a curated record. The transcript is spliced from 2 exons.